Molecule: messenger RNA, 1331 nt
Organism: Acyrthosiphon pisum (pea aphid)
Lineage: Eukaryota; Metazoa; Arthropoda; Insecta; Hemiptera; Aphididae
Product: peptidyl-prolyl cis-trans isomerase E
Exons: 8
Coding region: 130-1158 (342 amino acids)
Biological process (GO): protein peptidyl-prolyl isomerization; protein folding
Cellular component (GO): cytoplasm
Molecular function (GO): peptidyl-prolyl cis-trans isomerase activity; cyclosporin A binding
Source: RefSeq, a predicted model, not a curated record
AUAACAAUGAAAACAGUUCCAUAGAGUUGAUUGUUUAAUCAGUCUGUUCAAGGUUUAUAAAUUACUAAUUUUACAAAAUUUUUUAGUAAAAAGUUUUUUAAAACCGUCAAGACUUCAAACAUAACAAAAAUGCAAAGCAGACUCACACGGAAUGUGUCACAGGAAGAUAUGUAUCGACAGCAUAGAAAUAAUAUCAAAAAUAUUAAGCCAAAAGUGGAUAACAAAGCACCGUCGCUUAAAAUUACAGCGUAUUACAAGCCUGGAGUUAUUGAAGGAAACGCGGCGAAACUAGCACAAAUAGAAGAUGACAAUUUUAAAUUGAUAACACAUAUUAACACCAUUUAUCGUACGAAGGGUAAAACCGAUUGUUUUAGAUCAAAAUUAUCGAAUAAUAAAUUAAAAGUUAAAAAUAACGAGGUCAAUAUUAUCAAGUUAAACCAGAAAAAAUUGAAAGAAAACUUUGAAUUGCUAGAUAGAAUUCUUCACAUAAAGCCUCAAGUCGAUUUCAAGGAAAUGGAAGAACAUUAUAAAAAAAACGUUGAGUUAAUAAUGUUAAUGAGCAAAUUUCCAGAGAGUUAUAAGAAGAAAAAAUAUCACGAUCCGCUUAUUAUAAACACCGAAUUACCGAAAAGCAUACGAAUUAAAAAAUCCAAGUGCUAUUUGGACAUCAAAGAUUUGACGGAAAAUAGAAGGCUAGGUCGUAUGACAAUUGAAGUUUACGACAGCGUCGUUCCCAAUACAACUGGUAAUUUCAAAAUGCUGUGCCAGCAAAGGUCGGAUGAACUCGAUUACAGCGGAACGCAGAUCUUCCGCAUCGUGCCGGGGCUUUUCUGUUUGGCCGGCGACGUUGAGUACUCGAUUGGACUCGGUGGUUUGUCAGCCACAAAAGGUGAACGGUAUUUCAACGACGAGAACUACACACUCAGCCACAACGCACCAGGUACUCUGUCCAUGUACAACUUUGAAAAAAACGAAAACGCUUCACAAUUCAUGAUCACGUUCAAGCCACUGGCGGUACUUAACGGUAGACAUGUCGUUUUUGGUAGAGUCAUUGGCGGGAUGAAGACGUUAAGACUCAUUGAGGAUUUGGGGUUCGCGACUGGUAAACCAAAACACAAAAUCGUGAUAAGUAAAUGUGGAAUAUUUAACACCUGUUAAACAUGUCCAUAACUUACUGGUACCGCGUGCCACGUUUACACAAUCACCGGUCUUAAUGACAGCAUCAAAUAUUUGUUUUUUACCCUACAACAAUAAUCCAGCUCUUGCAUCGAUGGUUAUAAAGCAAAAUCUAUGUUUUAUAAUAAAAAUAAAUAGUUUAAAAUUAUAACCUA